AUGGCAUGCCAAAUUUUUCAAAUUCUUUUUCACCUUAUCCACCACUACGUCGCAUCGCCAUAUCCUGUAUCAUUUGUAAAUGUUGUUGUCAAAUUCUUAGGCAAAGUAAACAAAGUAUUACUUUGUGAAAUGAAAUUGGACUUGGAAAUGGACAGUAUAUAUUCAGUUCCGGAUCAAAGUGCCCCCACGUGGGUUAUGACAAGCAAAGAAAGAAGUAUCCAAAAACAGAAAGAAGAAGAGGUGCCACUGCCUCCCAAAUGUGAGGCUCUUAGAGCUGUCAGAUGGGGAUGUGGAGCAAAGUCAAAUGCAAUUGCUAGACCAACAUGUAAGCCGUACAUGCAUUAUGCUUUAGUGAUGAAUAAUGGCACCUUUGUCAGUAAUGCAGAGCUUUAA
Molecule: messenger RNA, 393 nt
Organism: Sphenostylis stenocarpa
Lineage: Eukaryota; Viridiplantae; Streptophyta; Magnoliopsida; Fabales; Fabaceae
Source: the annotation of a GenBank genome assembly